Messenger RNA from Megalobrama amblycephala (Wuchang bream), 3496 nucleotides. RefSeq names its product lysine-specific demethylase RSBN1L-like. Bases 139 to 2925 code for a protein of 928 amino acids. Gene Ontology annotation, cellular component: nucleus. NCBI's taxonomy places the organism in Eukaryota, Metazoa, Chordata, Actinopteri, Cypriniformes, Xenocyprididae. The record is from RefSeq and is a predicted model, not a curated record. The transcript has 8 exons.
AAGCUGCUUUUUCUGUCAAUCAUCGCCAGGCCACGCCCGACACAAGUACGUUCUUCCUGUCAAUCAUCGCCAGGCCACGCCUCUCCCGUGCCUCUUACACAAACAGCAGCAGCUCGAGAGAGAGUAAAUAGAGAAAAGAUGGCGGAGUUCAUUCAGCUCAACAAACCCACCGAACCGAAACCAGCGUCCCAGAACCGGGAGCACCAUCAUCAUCCUCCACCGGCCAAGAAAAUCCGACAGGAGGAGAAAAUUUUUAAAGCCAAGAAGAUGAACGGAGGCGCGGAGCAGCAGAAUUACAGCAGCAAACCGAAAAACAAGAAAACCAAAACAGAGAAAGACAGAGACCGAGAGAAAGAUAGAGAGAGGGAGAAAGAGAAAGGCAAAGAGAGAGAAAAAGAGAGGAAGAAACACAAACUGGCGGCUGAAAAUCACCUCAGUGUGAAGAAGGAAAACGGAGAGCUGAAGUUGUCGCAGAAAGAACACACCAUCAAAGACAAAGAGAAACAGAGAGACCGAGACCGUGAGAAAAAGAGAGAGAGAGAGAAGGACAGAGAAAAAGAGCAGGAGAAAGAGAUGAAGGAGAAAAGAAAACAUAAGCUGAUGACGGAGAUGAAGAGAGAGAACGGAGAGGUGAAGAUCCUGCAGAAAGGUGACAGAGAGAAGCCGAAGAUAAACUCCGCUGAGGACUUGCUGAUGAAAAAGGUAAAGAAGAAAAAGAAAAAGAAACAUAAAGAAGGUGAAAAGCGAAAGCAGCCCAAGAUGUACAGCAAGUCUAGCCAGACAGUUUGUACUGAUCUCCCCAAAUCUGGGACGGAAUUCAAGCCACCGCCUCCCGUCCAGCAGGGCGGCUCUGUGAGCUCCAGCUGCAGCCUGAAGCAGGAGAACAGCUGCACACAGAGUUCGAGCGCUACAGACGGAGACGGCGUGGCCAAAGCCGCUAAACUGCCCGGGCUGGACCGGCUGGAGUUCGGCUGUCUGGUUCAUGUGGAGAACCAGCCCAACGGAGGCGCCCUGGUGCUGCACGCCUACAGCAAAGAGCUCUCUGUCCUGUCUCCUGUGGAGAUGCAGAGGUUUGCGCAGGAGUUUGUGACCUUGGCGUUUUGCGAGGACCAGGACGGGGCCGCCAACUACGUCAUGGGUGUGAUUCAUGGGGCCGCCUCCUACCUCCCAGACUUCCUGGAGUACUUCUCCAGUAAGUUCCCCAACUCACCCGUCAAAAUGGAAAUCCUGGGGAAAAAGGACAUCGAGACGACUACUAUGGCAAACUUUCACUCUCAGGUGAGGAGGAGUUACUCACACGGGACGUACCGCGCCGGCGCUAUGAGGCAAAUCAGUCUGGUGGGUGCUGUGGACGAGGAGGUGGGCGAUUAUUUCCCAGAAUUCCUCAGCAUGUUGGAGAAGUCGCCCUUCUUGGAGCGGACGCUGCCGUGGGGGACGUUCUCCAGUCUGAAGCUGAAGAGCCCGACAGAGAGUGACGACGGUCCCAUCAUGUGGGUUCGGCCCGGAGAGCAGAUGAUCCCCGUCACUGACAUGCCAAAGUCUCCCUUCAAGCGGAAACGGUCAACCAAUGAAAUUAAGAAUCUCCAGUAUUUGCCUCGAGCCAGUGAGCCACGAGAGAUGCUGUUUGAGGACCGAACCCGAGCUCAUGCUGACCACAUCGGUCAAGGGUUUGAACGCCAGACUACUGCUGCCGUGGGAGUGCUGAAAGCCGUGCGCUGCGGUGAAGGUGCUGAACCUCCACGCAUAACCAAAGACGUGAUCUGUUUCCACGCUGCUGAUUUUCCUGACGUGGUGCAGCGGCUUCAGCUAGACCUGUACGAGCCGCCCCUGUCUCAGUGUGUGCAGUGGGUCGACGAUGCUAAACUCAAUCAGCUGAGGCGAGAGGGAAUCCGCUACGCUCGUAUCCAGCUCUACGAUAAUGACAUCUACUUUAUCCCUCGCAACGUGGUUCACCAGUUCAAGAGCGUGUCGGCCGUGUGCAGCCUCGCCUGGCAUGUGCGCUUGAAACAGUAUCAUCAGGAGCCCGAGGAAGAGGAGGCUCGCGAGGAAGGCGCUGAGCUGAAGCAGCACAUCAUCAAGCAGGAGUCGACUGGUGAGAACAUCAAAGCUGCUGCAAACACGGACUUCAGACCCGCGCGAGAGUCGCCGUGCGUAACGCAAAUAAAGAUGGAGAGGGCGGAGCUACUUGCCGAGAGACCGCCCAAGGCUCUUCCCGGAAGCAACAGCUUGACCCCGCCUCUUGUCUCCUCGCCUGACGGACGACCCAAAGUGCACCACGUGUCAGAAUGUCCCAGCGCUCCCUCACACCCUUCCACCGCCGCAGCCAACACGUCACGCAACUCCACAGCCAGUCCGUACACACCCAAAGCCACACACACACCGGCUCCAACCAAACACACACACCCCUCGGCAUCCAGGUAUUUCCACUCUUCCUCUGUCCCCAAACCGGGCCACACACCCUCAACACCCACUAAACCCAGCCAUUCUGCCAACACAACCAAACCAACACAAAGUACAAACACCACCAAACCCACACACUCUACUAACACAACCAAACCCACACAAAGUACUAACACAACCAAACCCACACACUCUACUAACACAACCAAACCCACACAAAGUACUAACACAACCAAACCCACACACUCUACUAACACAACCAAACCCACACAAAGUACUAACAUACCCAAACUAACACAAAGUACUAACACAACCAAACCCACACACUCUGCGAACACAGCCAAACACACACACUCCACACUAAUAACCAAACCCGGCCCCAAACUGAGCUCUGGACUGUCAAUCAGCUGGACUGCUCCGCCCCUGGCCCCGCCCCAUUCGAGGCCGGACCGCCCCCAAGACUCUCUGCACCCAAAGGCCGUCAGGCCGCACCCGCAUGAACCACACAAAGACUUUUUAUACUGAUUUGUACAGAACGGUUUUUAAACAGCGCUUCAUUUAUUCACGUUCAUUUCUACUGUCGGUUUUACUUUCUUUUUAAUCGAUCUGACAAGAGCAGAGAAAGAAACAGCGGCACGUCUCCAAGACUUCUGUUAGACAGUCAACUUCUGCUGAAUCUCUCUCAUCUGUCUCUCUCUCUUUCUCUCUGUCUUUCUCCUGUUACUGGUUGUCAACAUGGCAAAUGUAGCUCGUAACUCGCUCCUCAGUGCCUGUCCGUAACUGUGAAAUAUCCAAGCACUUCGGCUCGGCUGCACUGAGAAAAUACUUCAAAUCCAAACAGGUCCUUGAAUAAUAUAUUUUCAGUUGUAGGCUUUAGUCGUAUUAGAGCUGACAUGAACAUAUAUAUUUUUUGUAAGAUGACAAUUCUUUUAAAGACUCUACAGGCUUUUCCAUAGAGCUUAUUUAUAUCAAGGGUUUCUUUGGUUCUGUUUGAUUCGUCAGCACUGUAGUGUACAUAACGAUUUUUCUAAAGCAAAUGUGUAGUGUGAUUUAUACUGAAAUAAGAACCUCCUAAUAAAAGGUUCAGUUUGUUGGA